AUGGGAGCACUAGCUGAGGUCUACCAUUUGGCCGAAAAAUAUUUCAUGCCACGACUCCAGAACGAUCUUAUUGAUUCUUUGGUUUAUGAGACUGUCACUAACAGCCGAUUUUUCGUUCCAUGUACUAUAACUUCGAUUUUCGAUAAAUCCCCACCAGCAUCAAAGAUUCGUCUUUUUGUGGUCAACUCUACUUUGGAAAACUGGGCUCUUGUUAAGCACAUGGCUUGUGAGCCAGAAGAUCUCUGCGUAGAGUUCCUUUUCAAAAUAUUCAGUGCUUUCGCUGAGGAUCCGAGGGCAGGCUUGAAAGCCAAUUUCUUAGAUUCCGAGAGUCAGUAUUGUGAGCUGUAUCACAUCCAUGAGGCCGAAGAGGAAGGGAAGUGCAGAUCUCUCAAACUCCCCGAGCACGUGGUGUCGGAUUAA
Messenger RNA from Botrytis porri, 420 nucleotides. RefSeq lists its product as uncharacterized. The record is from RefSeq and is a predicted model, not a curated record. Lineage: Eukaryota; Fungi; Ascomycota; Leotiomycetes; Helotiales; Sclerotiniaceae. The transcript has a single exon. The coding region runs from base 1 to 420 and encodes 139 amino acids.